Cicer arietinum (chickpea) is the source of this 2951-nucleotide messenger RNA. RefSeq names its product receptor-like kinase TMK4. Gene Ontology annotation, molecular function: ATP binding; protein kinase activity; protein binding. Gene Ontology annotation, biological process: protein phosphorylation. Lineage: Eukaryota; Viridiplantae; Streptophyta; Magnoliopsida; Fabales; Fabaceae. The record is from RefSeq and is a predicted model, not a curated record.
UAUUACUCCUUGCUUUAGCAGUGAACUAGGGAAUUUAGGCAUCAAUCAAUAUACAGUUCUUAGUGUGCUAGUAACUAUACUAUUGUACUAAUUAAUCAUGAAGAUAUUACCUCAACAACAAUCUCUUCUGCUUUUGUUUUCCAUCCUCUUAGUUGGCAUUAAUGCAGACGAAGAGGCAGAUUACAUGUCUAAACUUUUAAAAGCAUUGACCCCAACUCCUACAGGUUGGUCUCACAAUGUCUCCUAUUGCAAUUGGAACGGUGUCGUUUGUCGAUCCAGACGAGUUAUCUCCAUCUCUCUCCCAUCAAGCUCACUCUCCGGGGUACUCCCUCCCGAUCUCAGCUCUCUAGCAAAUCUCACCCACUUGGAUCUCCACAACAAUUCACUCACUGGUGCUGUGCCUGAUAUGUUUGGCGUCUACGCAAUCCAAACUGUGUACCUUGGUCACAACAACUUCAACUUAAUUCCAGAGGGUUGGUUUGGAGGGUUACGAUACAAUGCAGAUUUACAAACACUCAACCUUAGCAAUAACUUGAAUCUCUUGCGAUGGUUACUUCCUACAGAUUUAAGCGGGUUCUCGUCGUUGCAUACUCUUGAUCUUGAAGCUACAAAUAUCAUAGGUUUCUUGCCGUCUGACAUGUUUGAUAUGUUUCCAAAUUUGAAUACUGUUUUUCUUUCUUACAACAACAUAACUGGAACUCUGCCUCCGAAUCUUGGGAAAUCUAAAGUAAGAUAUUUACGGCUCAAUGAUCAGGGGACAUGGAAUGGAUUUACAGGUACAAUUGAAGUAAUAUCAUCCAUGAAGUUUUUGUCUCAAGCUUGGCUUCACAACAACUUGUUCUCGGGUCAGAUUCCAAAUAUGUCCAAUUGCACUUAUUUGUUUGAUCUCCAACUUCACUCAAAUUCCUUAUGUGGUUUAGUUCCACCUUCGUUGUUCGCUCUCUCUACUUUGAAAAACAUAUCUUUGGACAACAAUCUACUUCAAGGACCAAUACCUGUGUUUCACAAAGGUGUUAAGGCAACUUGGGAAAAUAAUUCCUUUUGUCGAAGUGAUGUUGGACCUUGCGAUCCUCUGACUACAAUUUUUCUUGAUAUUUUAGCAGAUUUUGGGUUUCCUGUUAUUUUGUUAAAUAGUAGCAACGGAGAUUGCAUCGGUGGGAUAUUGACUACGUGUCAAAGAGGGAAGGUUGUGGGCAUUGAUAUGGAGGAUCGUCAAUAUGGUGGAACUAUCUCUCCUGCAUUUUCCAAAUUAAAAAGUUUAGUGAACAUAACUAUUGGUGGUAAUAAUUUGACAGGUUCAAUACCACACAGUCUAACAACUUUGCCUCAACUUCAGCUUCUUGAUGUUUCCAAUAAUAAUUUAUCAGGACAAAUUCCCAAAUUUUCAUCCAAGGUGAGGUUAAUUACAAGAGGCAAUCCCUUACUUGGGAGAGACAGUGGAGGAGAAAAUACAACUGCUUCUGAUCAAGGAGGCCCAUCUAGAAAAUCAUUUAGACCACUCGGGAUUGCAGGGGCAGCAAUAUUUAGUGUUGGAAUUGUAAUAUUUAUUGUGAUUAUUAUCUGUAAAUAUAAGAGGUAUCAUAUUUUGUUAAAAGGAUUGAUCUUCAAGAAAACAAUCAAAUUUCCUGACGACAAUGUGGAGGAUUUUAUACAAAGUUAUAAUUUAUCAGUGGCAAAACAAUAUAGAUAUGCAGAAGUGAAAAGAAUGACAAACUCUUUCCGAGAUAAAUUAGGUCAAGGAGGAUAUGGGGUUGUUUACAAAGCAAGAUUACCUGAUGGUCGUCAAGUAGCAGUUAAAGUAAUAAACGAAUCUAAGGGAAAUGGAGAAGAAUUCAUAAAUGAAGUUGCUAGCAUUAGUAGAACAUCACAUGUGAACAUUGUCUCACUUUUGGGUUUUUGUUAUGAGAACAAAAGAGCACUAAUAUACGAAUUCAUGUCCAAUGGUUCACUAGAUAAGUUCAUUCAUAAAAGUGGAUUUCCUGAUGUUACUUGUAAUUUGGAUUGGGACACAUUGUACCAAAUUGCAAUUGGAAUUGCUCGAGGAUUAGAGUACCUCCAUCAAGGAUGUAUUUCAAGGAUUUUACAUCUUGAUAUCAAACCCCAAAACAUUCUUUUGGACGAAGACUUUUGUCCAAAAAUAUCUGAUUUUGGACUAGCUAAGAUAUGUCAAAGAAAGGAUAGUAUUGUGUCCAUACUUGGCACCAGAGGGACUAUAGGAUUCAUAGCUCCUGAAGUAUUCAGCCGAUCGUUUGGUGGUGUUUCUCACAAGUCUGAUGUAUAUAGCUAUGGCAUGUUGAUUUUAGAAAUGAUAGGAGGCAGAAAGAAUUAUGACACUGGAGGGUCAUGUAGUACUGCUGAAAUGUACUUUACAGACUGGAUUUAUAAGGAUCUUGAGCUAAUUAGUAAUAAGCAUGUGAAUGACUUAACAAACCUAGAGGAAGAAAAUGAUAUGGUAAGAAAAAUUAUUAUGGUUAGUCUAUGGUGUAUCCAAACAAAUCCAUCAGACAGACCAUCCAUGAGUAAAGUAAUAGAAAUGCUACAAGGACCACUUGAGUCAGUACCAUAUCCUCCGAAGCCUUUAUUAUAUUCUCCUGAAAGACCACCGUUACAAACUUCAUAUCUAUCUUCGAACAAUUUGUUAGAGACAAAUUCAAUAUCUUUACUGAAGAAUAAUUCCAUAAAAUCAAAUUAGUUUAUCAACGAUAAUAGUGAAAAUGUGAUUAUAAUGUAAUAAUUAUAGUGUGAGUACAAAAAUUUGCACAUCCUUUGGUUGAACUUCAAAACCUAUUGAUUUAUUUCUAGUGGUAAAUUUCUUGGUACUAAUAGUCUUUAAGUGAUAUGCUAAUUACCGGAAAUUUUCAGUAUAUUCAUAUUUUUUCUAUAUAUGUAACUAAGUGUUUGCUUAUUUCAACCAUAGUGUAUAUGUUUAUCAACCUCAUAUGGGAAGGUCA